Chenopodium quinoa (quinoa) is the source of this 4829-nucleotide messenger RNA. RefSeq names its product probable pectin methyltransferase QUA2. Gene Ontology annotation, cellular component: cytoplasm. The transcript is spliced from 9 exons. NCBI's taxonomy places the organism in Eukaryota, Viridiplantae, Streptophyta, Magnoliopsida, Caryophyllales, Amaranthaceae. Gene Ontology annotation, molecular function: methyltransferase activity. The record is from RefSeq and is a predicted model, not a curated record. Bases 2208 to 4304 code for a protein of 698 amino acids.
GAUUUUAUAAAAUUGAGCGGCAAAUAGAUUCGAGAAAAUCCUCGUUCAUAAGCCAUAUGAACGAAUUUCGUUUAUAAGAGGCUAUUUGAGUCAUUUUGCCAGGUAUAGUUAGGGUAAAGUCGUCCAAAUGAAAUUUGUCUCUUAACUUCAAACUACCGCUGUUUUGGAAAUGUGACAUCCCGUUAUUGAAGAAUUAUGAUCCCGUAGCUCACCCAUCCUACUUCAGUAAGCUUUAGCAAGCUUCUGCAACUGAGGGGACUGUCAAUUGGAGUUUGUCUGAAAUUUCUUGGCCUUUACACAUUUGCUGUAUACGAAUGAUAAAGUGUGGAGGAGGUGGUGGCGGCGCGUCGACUUGGCGGCGACUAUAAUCCCGUUAAUAAAUGCAUUUAAGUUGGCCACGAAUGAGGAAUGUAUACUGAAUUCCAAUUACAACAAGUUCAAGCAAUAAAAACCCCAAUUAACCCCAUCAAUCAAUUGCCUUUUCCGGUUAUUUUGAAUAAAAUUCAAUAAAAAAAACUUCAAUUCAACCACACAAUAACCCUUUACAUGCAUAUAUUUACCAAUUGCAACAAACGAGAUCACCAAUUUCACAAAUUAACACUAAUUAAACGAAUUGGGGUUUUUAUUGCUGAUCAAUUGGGGUUUUUACUUCUGGAAGAGGGAAGAAAGAUAAGUUAAUGGCGGAAGCUUCUAGAAAGCUUGAUACUGCUAAUACUCGUCUUGCUAUUAUUGAAAUGAAGCUUGAUUCUAAACCUGGUUAUCCUGAAAGUGUCGCCAUUGGUGUUACUUCUACUGUUGCCUUUCGCGAUGUCGCUGCUGUUUGGCCUCAGCUUGUUUUUGCUGCUUCUAGUCUUUGGAACUCUGUUAGAGGCUAAGGACAUCAAUUCGGAAUCUCGCUAUCUUCAAACCUUGAAAAAAAAUCGAGUGCAGAAGUAGAGAAGACAACUUCAUGAUCGUGUUCUCCAGACAACUGGUGAGGCAGAGCUUAACCAAAGAGAAGACAAAACGAGAUGGGAAUUGGAGAACUGUUAAUCAUGCGGUAACGGCCAAGUUAAGUGCCAUGCCAGCUAAAAAGAACGAAAACAAUAAAAUAAUGAAAGAUGUUUCAAUAUUUUCAAAAAUGCCAUCUUAUGAACGAAUUUUGUUCAUAUGGCUUAUGAACUGGGGGAAGCUCAAUAGAUUCUGGGUAAGUUUAUGCCUCCUUAUUUUUAGCAGAUCUACGUAAUAUUUUUCUCAUUUUUUCACCCAAAAAAUACUCAUUUAAUUCAUCCCCAGAAAAAAAAUUAAAAAAAUUUUAAGUGACAGAAAGCAGAAAACCAUAGCCUAAAACACAGCUUAAGCUAAUCCCGACUCAUUAAAUAUUGUAGUAGUAAUUAAUUAGAAAGAGAAACUUUUGCGAUUUUUAGUUUUUUAACUUGAAAAAGCUCAAAACUUUAACAUCAAUUGCAAGAUUUAACAUCUGGGUUUUGUUAAAUCCAGUUAAUUUUUACUUGGGUAAUUUUUAAUCUUACUGAAAAAAAUUACAUUUUUUUCUAUAAUUUUUGCAGAUCGACCUCCCUUCCACCCUUUUUCUCUCUCUAGUAUUAUCUUUAUUGUUUGGAUAGCGCGUAUAAAAAUUUCUGGAUUCACACAGUAUAUAAUAAAACAGAGAGAAAGAAAGAGGAGAGAGAAAAAGAGGUGAAAUAAGUUAUUUGAAAAUUGAGCAUUAAAUACACAGCAUCUACUGCUAUUACACUACAUUAGUAAUUGCAGAGGUGAUAGGAAAGUGAGUAAUAAAAACUUGCAUUUGUUUUGUUUUAGUAUAAUGUUUCAAUCAGUAUUACAACAAGUAUAUUAUAACGACUUCAUUUAAACAAAAUCUUUGAUUUUCCUGAUUUUCUUGGUUUUCUGGGUAUAUAAGAUUGUAUAGAGGGAGUAAGAGAGAGAUUGAAGAAGAAAAAUUCCCAAAUUUUGAAUCUUUCUAUUUUUUUUUACAGUGUGAAAUUUUUCUGGGGUUUCUUUGUUUUUUUUUUUUUUUUUCUCAAUCUCAGUGGUUCAAAGUUCAAACUUCAAAAUCUCAGGGAUGCAUCUUGUAAUAGGUUGUUAUAAUAUACGGUGAUGCAAUGGCGAUGUAGUGGACUUGAUUACACAAAGAUACUUGUAGAUUUUAUUCAGCAGUUGUAUUGAAAUCCAAAAGGUUGCGUUUGUAGGAUUCGCGGUAGUAUAAAAUGUCAAGGCCUCUUCAAAGAGGCAUAUCUGGUGAGCAACGGCGUCUUUCUGUUGGUAACAAUCAUGGUUCUUGGGAUUCCCAGGACUCUCAAAUGAAAGAAAAAACAGAAAAGGAUGAUACUCGAGCUGGUCGUUCGUUGUCUGACCAAAGCUAUUCUUCAGUAAAGUUACCCUUUCGAUUAAAUUCUUCGGAUAAUGCCCCAUCAAAGUUGGGUGUUAAUGAAAAUGGUUUUACAACAGAAUUGUUUAGUGGUGGAAGUCCAAGAAGUCGGCAUAAGUUAACUUUGCUUCUUCUUAGAACCAGUUUAGUUGUUAUAGUGAUUCUUGCUUUAACUGGGUCAUUUUGGUGGACAAUAUCAAUUACUGCAUCGUCAAGAGGUCACAUUUACCAUAGUUAUAGGAGGAUGCAAGAGCAGCUCGUCUCAGAUCUUACAGCCAUCAGUGAUCUAUCUCAAGGGCCAGCAAAACUGAGAGAAUUGGAUUUCUGUUCUAAGAAAGAUGAAAAUUUUGUGCCUUGCUACAAUGUUUCAGAAAGCUCGGGUUUAGGUUAUGCUGAUGGCGAUGAAUUUGAUCGUCUUUGUGAGCACAGUUUGAAGCAAAAUUGCUUGGUUUUACCUCCUGUGAAUUACAAGAUUCCUCUGAGAUGGCCUACUGGAAGAGAUGUCAUUUGGGUUGCAAAUGUAAAGAUUUCCGCUCAAGAAGUACUUUCUUCUGGAAGUUUGACCAAAAGGAUGAUGAUGUUAGACGAAGAACAAAUUUCUUUCCGCUCUGACUCACUCACGUCAGAUAACAUUGAGGACUACUCACAUCAAAUUGCUGAAAUCAUUGGGCUAAGAAGUUCUUCCAAUUUUAAACAAGCCGGGGUGAGAAAUAUCCUAGAUAUAGGAUGUGGAUAUGGUACCUUUGGAGCGCAUCUGUUCUCAAAAGAGUUACUGACCAUGUGUAUUGCGCCCUAUGAGGCUUCAGGUAGUCAAGUACAACUCACACUUGAAAGAGGUCUUCCAGCGAUGAUUGGUUCCUUCAGUACAAAACAGUUACCAUUUCCAUCUCUUUCUUAUGACAUGGUGCAUUGUGCGCGGUGUGGCAUUGACUGGGAUCUGAAAGAUGGCUUGUUCUUACUUGAGGCUGAUAGAGUCUUAAGACCCGGUGGAUACUUUGUCUGGACUUCACCUCUUACCAAUGCCCGUAAUAAAGUGAAUCAGAAGAGAUGGGAUCUUGUUCAUGAUUAUACAGAGAAGCUUUGUUGGAAAUUGUUGUCCCAACAGGAUGAAACUGUUGUGUGGAAGAAGACUGCCAAAAGGAAUUGCUAUUUUUCUAGGAAACCUGGUUCAAGCCCGAGUGUAUGUAGCAAGGGUCAAGAUAUUCAAUCUCCAUACUACCGCCCGCUCCAAACUUGCAUAGGUGGAGCUCAUAGCAGUCGCUGGCUUCCCAUUGAAGAAAAGUUAACUUGGCCGUCUCGGGCCAAAAUGAAUGAAAAGGAGCUUCAACCUCAUGGACUGCAUCCAGAAGACUUGGCUGAAGAUAGUUCAAAUUGGAAUUCUGCAAUUCGUGAUUAUUGGACCCUUCUCUCCCCUAUUAUUUUCUCAGACCAUCCAAAGAGACCCGGUGAUGAGGAUCCUUCUCCCCCUUACAAUAUGCUCAGAAAUGUGCUAGACAUGAAUGCUCGCUUUGGUGGUUUUAAUGCUGCUUUGCUGGACACUGGAAAAUCUGCGUGGGUCAUGAAUGUUGUACCUACAAGCGGUCCCAACUACCUGCCCUUGAUUCUGGACCGGGGUUAUGUUGGUGUAUUACAUGACUGGUGUGAAGCAUUUCCAACAUACCCUCGAACUUACGACUUGGUGCAUGCUGAUGGUCUUCUCACUCUAGAAAAAGGUUCCCAACGCAGAUGUAAUACUCUCGAUAUAUUUGUUGAGAUUGAUCGAAUUCUUCGGCCUGAGGGAUGGGUGAUUUUCCGAGACAAAGCUAAUUUAAUCGAGUCUAUGAGACCCCUUAUAGCACGACUGAAAUGGGAAGCUCGUGUUAUUGAAAUUGAGAGCAACAAUGACAAGAAACUCCUCGUCUGCCAGAAGUCUUUCUUCAAGAGGCACGCAAAGUGAUCUACGACUACAAGCCUUUAGGGUAGCUACCUGUGAUUAAAUAUUGAUUUAUUUAUACCACGACACAAGUCAAUAGAGAAAAUCAAAGUCAACAGAUUUUUGGAACAGAAGUGAAGUUCAGUAUACGAUAUAUUUUCUUUUUUAGUUGAAGCCAGCGACAAAAUUCCUAUGAAGCUAUAAGGCAACCAUAGGGCCCCUGUAAUUACGCGAUUGAGGCACAGCAAGAGUGAUUGUCAAGUAUAGAAUGAAUCAGUGUGUUCAGUUCUCUUUUGUCUUGGUUUUAAGUUAUACGAUGUCUAGCAGAAUAAGCAAAGAGCGUCUGCUGCAGUAGAUACGAUGCUGGGGUGGCAAUUUUCAGUUUUUUUUUUUUUUUUUUUUUUUUCUACCACCACCCAUCUUACUAAAUCCAUCUAUAUUCAUUGUAGAAAGCUCAAUUGAAAAAGGCAUUCAUUAGUAAUGCAAGUCUUGUAACACAAAACUUGGGUACUUAUUGAAUGGUAUAUUUUCAAGAAUCAUUAAACCUCA